Molecule: messenger RNA, 1567 nt
Organism: Cyphomyrmex costatus
Lineage: Eukaryota; Metazoa; Arthropoda; Insecta; Hymenoptera; Formicidae
Product: putative E3 ubiquitin-protein ligase UBR7
Exons: 7
Coding region: 312-1391 (359 amino acids)
Cellular component (GO): cytoplasm
Molecular function (GO): zinc ion binding; ubiquitin protein ligase activity
Source: RefSeq, a predicted model, not a curated record
GUUGUAAUCCCGUAUCAAGAUUCUGAUGCGCGGUUGAGAAAAAGUGAGAAGUCGAAAGCGAAUCCUCCGAGAGGCUCGGGACUCAUCGAACGAAAAUUCGAUAAGAUAAAACUUCGGUAAGAUGCGUUAUGUCAAACGCGUCGCCGUCAGUCCGUGAGUGUCUCGCGUUCGUUACUCGCAGUUUAUUAUAACCUUUCGCGUCUUUAACGGUUUGCUGUGACGCUCGCAAAGAUCCCAACAUCGAAUCUCCUCACCCUACGACUUCGCAGUGUACUCUCGUCGCACUUUACAUUCGCAACGAAAUCGAAAACAUGUCCGACCAACAUCCGACCGAGUCUGUGGAGGACGACAGCUCCGUCACGAUGCUCGAUGUUCUCCAAAUAGAAAAUCAACUCGAAGAGGAUGCACAUGCCGUUCUCGGCGCAUCAGACGAUCAGAAUUGUACUUACAGUAAGGGAUAUAUGAGACAGGCGUUGUACGCAUGCAAAACGUGCUGCAUGGACAAAAUUCGAGCUGCCGUCUGUUUGGCAUGUAGCUUUCACUGUCAUGAAGGCCACGAACUUGUAGAACUGUAUACAAAGCGACACUUCAGAUGCGACUGUGGAAAUACUAAGUUUGAUGGCAAACAGUGUAAUCUGGAGAAAAUAAAAUCUGCUACCAAUAUUGAGAAUAAAUACAAUCAGAAUUUUGAUGGUGUUUAUUGCACCUGCGCAAGACCAUAUCCUGAUCCCGAUGGUGAUGAAGAUGACAUGCUGCAAUGUAUAAUAUGUGAGGAUUGGUAUCAUUUGAAGCAUUUGGAAUGUGACAACAGUGCACCAGCAGAUAAUGCAUAUGAUGAAAUGAUCUGUGCAGGCUGUAUGAGGAAACACAAUUUUCUAUGGAAAUAUGCAACAAAACAUGCAGUCCUAAAGAAAGCGGAUGUGAAAUUGGAUGUAUCUGAAAAAAAUGAAGAGAUAGACGUGAAUGAGUUGCCCAAAGAAUGUCAAAUGCCAAAACUUAAUUGUGCAGAUUCUAAGGGAAGCUGUUUUUGGAUAGAGGGCUGGAGAACUGCACUAUGCACUUGCGACGAAUGUAAAUCGUUAUAUAAUGCAAAAGAUAUUGCAUUUUUACUCGAUCCAAAAGAUAGUGUACAAGCAUAUGAGGAAGCAGGUAAAAUGAAUAAACAAGAAUCUCAAUAUGAAAAAGGCAUGAAGGCUCUUGCCAGCAUGGGGCAUGUACAAAAGUUGACAGCGAUUGAAGAAUAUAACAAUAUGAAAGAACGGCUUAUGCAAUACCUACAGAAGUUUGCUGAAAACAAGAAAGUCGUACGCGAAGAAGAUAUUAAAGAAUUCUUUUCGGAAAUGGAAUCCAAAAAACGUCCUAAAGUAACAGUGCCAACGUAUUGUCGUUGAAAGCUUGUAUUUAUCCCCAUAGUUAACAAUGAUCCAAAUAAAAAUAAGCAUUUUAUUGUUUCUAUAGCAGGAUGUCGUAUAUAUCUUGAGUUUUAAGAAUUUUAUAUUUAAUGUUUAAUUGGUACAUGUCACUGAAUUGAAAAAUCUCCGAAUAAAAAUUUCCAUACACAUAAUUA